Molecule: messenger RNA, 1581 nt
Organism: Annulohypoxylon truncatum
Lineage: Eukaryota; Fungi; Ascomycota; Sordariomycetes; Xylariales; Hypoxylaceae
Product: guanine-1-methyltransferase-domain-containing protein
Exons: 3
Coding region: 1-1581 (526 amino acids)
Biological process (GO): tRNA N1-guanine methylation
Cellular component (GO): nucleus
Molecular function (GO): tRNA binding
Source: RefSeq, a predicted model, not a curated record
AUGGCGGAGAUUGAAGAUAAGAUGGGUGAUCUACCUCCUUCCUCCGGAGUUUUGGUGGAUUCGGCUGUCGCCGUAAAAUCUGAAGUUCAACCUGCACAAAAUCCAGAUCAGACCGAGAAAGUUCUAGGAUCGAAACGACCAUACCCGGACGACGAUGGCCAUGAGAAAGCCGAGAACGAUGCCAAUUGCAAGCGCCACAAGUUAGAGAAUGGUGCAGAACCAGAUGUGCUUGCUCCUGCACCUUCGUUGACAUCCGAUCCCGCUUCCUAUCCUACUUCCGUUAUCACUACCACCACCACUGCCGCUCCCGUCCCUACGCUAUCCAAGAAUCAGCUGCGAAAACUAAGACGACGAGAUCUUUGGGUAGAAAAGAAGAAGGACAAGCGGUUAAUACGAAAUCAGAAGCGCAAAGAAAAACAAGAGCAAAAGCGCAUUGAGAAGGAAGCAGAGAUUGCCGCUGCCGCUCGACAGCCCAAGCCAACCCAAGUUCAAGCACCUGUGACUGUCAUUCUCGAUUGUCAAUUCGAAAAAUACAUGAUGGAGAAGGAGUUGGUAUCGCUAUCAAACCAGGUCACACGCUGCUAUUCCGACAACAGAAACUCCCGAUAUCCCGUCCACAUGUUCGUGAGCUCUUACGGAGGCCACAUGAAGGAAAGAAACGAGACCAUCUUGCAAAAUCAAUUCAAGAAUUGGAAGAAUGUCCAUUUCGUAGAAGGCGAUUUUCUUGAUGCAGCUACUCGGGCCAAGGAAUUAAUGGGAACUCCUAAGGAGGGCCAAGCUAUCGAGGCCCUCGCGCAAGGCAAAGAGGGCGAUGCCAUUUCGCUGGUCGUGCCCGAUCAUGACGGCAAGAAGAAGCAAAAGUCUGCACCUGUUCCGGAACCCGAAGUGUCCGACGUAGAUAAAUCUAUUGUCUACUUGACCGCCGAUUCGCCAUAUACCAUUGAUCGCCUCGAACCUGGCGUGUCUUAUGUCAUCGGCGGUAUUAUAGAUAAAAAUCGCGAGAAAGGUUUAUGCUACAAAAUCGCACGGGAGAAGAAAGUCCGCACGGCAAAGCUUCCUAUCGGCGAGUUCAUGGUGAUGCAAAGCCGCCACGUCCUAGCCACGAACCACGUCAUGGAGAUCAUGCUCCAAUGGUUAGAAACGGGUGACUGGGGAAAGGCCUUCAUGAAGGUAAUUCCUACGAGAAAAGGCGGGAAGCUAAAGGAGGAUGGGGGUAAGUCUGAAGUAGGGCAAGCAAAUCCUGAAGUAACCACACCGGAAGAUCAGUCGACGAACAACGCGGUUACAACCGAAGACGUCGACGUGACCUCUCCGCAAUCGAAUGAACCUAGAAACCCUACAACUCAAGAACCUGACGGUCCAGCCCAGACAGAGGGCGAGGGAUUGGAUGGUUUCAACAAGGAGGCUGAGAAGAUUUCAUCCGAUCAGCAACCAUGGUCAGUGCCGCCAGUCCAGCAAGCAAGAAAAGAAACACUUGCUGGCAACACUCCAACUAACCAAGAUAGAUCUCUCACAUCCUACUUCACAGAAGACCGAACGAGACUACGAGAGCCUAUCAUGUACACGGCAUGGAAUGCAUGA